AUGGCGCUGUUGGCUCGUCGCGCCGUCCCCGCACUGAGGAAGGGGCUUUUCCCCGCCCGCAGGCCCUUGGGCGCGGGAGGUGAGAGAAGGCCCGUGUCCCUUUCUACUUGCACCUCGAGAGAUUCUGGAGGGGGAGGUGGCAGUACCAGGGAGCAGCUGUCCUUGCAGGAUGUAGCCGAGCUGAUCCGGACCAGAGCCUGCCAGAGGCUGGUGGUCAUGGUGGGGGCCGGCAUCAGCACACCCAGCGGCAUCCCUGACUUCAGGUCUCCGGGGAGCGGCCUCUACAGCAAUCUCCAGCAGUACGACAUCCCAUACCCCGAAGCCAUUUUUGAACUUUCAUUCUUCUUUCGAAACCCCAAGCCCUUUUUCACUUUGGCCAAGGAGCUGUACCCUGGGAACUUCCGGCCCAACAUGACUCACUACUUCCUGCGGCUCCUGCACGAGAAGGGGCUGCUGCUACGGCUCUACACACAGAACAUAGACGGGCUUGAGCGGGUGGCUGGCAUCCCCGCUUCAAAGCUGGUUGAAGCCCACGGCACCUUCGCGUCUGCCACCUGCACCGUCUGUCUGCGACCCUGCCCUGGGGAAGACUUCUGGGCUGACGUGUUGGCGGACAGGGUGCCCUGCUGCAGGGUCUGUACCGGCAUCGUGAAGCCUGACAUCGUGUUCUUCGGGGAACCACUGCCAGAGAGGUUCCUGCUGCACGUGGCCGAUUUCCCCAUGGCUGACCUGCUGGUUGUCCUUGGGACCUCCCUUGAGGUGGAGCCUUUUGCCAGCUUGUCUGAAGGCGUCUGCAGCUCUGUGCCCCGAGUGCUCAUCAACCAGGAUGUGGUGGGCACCUUUGCAUGGCAUCCCCGGGGCAGGGAUGUAGUGCAGCUGGGGGACGUGGUUCACAGCGUGGAGAAGCUGGUGAAGCUGCUGGGCUGGACAGAGGAGAUGCGGGACCUUGUGCAGCGGGAGACGGACAAGGUACCGAGGGCGGGUGGGCCGCCUGGCAAGGCUCUGUGUGGCCUGUCCUAAAACAGCCCCAGUUGGAGCUGGUGCGGAUGUGGGUUGCGUCAAGCAUGUCUGGGCUAUUGAUGUGCUUGUGAGUUGGGUGUUAUCAUUGGCAUCAUCCCCAUUUUUGAGAGGAAGAAACAUGUUAAUUGGCUGCAGUUCCCAGUUAGCAGUCUGCGUUCUCACCAGCAUCUGGUUCUGAGAUAUGCAGGUGGGAACGCAGGCCCUGAAGUCCCCAAGUUCUUGUCCUCCCCAAGUCUGCCGUGUCCUCUCCACCUCUUCUAGGAAAAGCUCCUCAGCACCCCCAAGCGAGAACACAAGGCACAUUAAAGAAGAGCCUGAGAGUGUUUCCUUCCACACGUGUGAGACUUGCCAUCACCAGCAUUUUUAUUCCAGAGUCUGGCUCUUAGGGACACGAUGGGGCUGGGAAAUGAAGACCACCAAAUGCUAGUCAUGUGCUGGUCACCCUACUGGGGCUAGCUGUGCCAGGCAGGAGGAGACCCUGGUCAGGGCAUCUGGUUCCCAUACAAAAGCAGACUGAUGGAGGCAGCCCUAGAGGGGUUUUGUUGUUGUUGAGAAUAUACACAGCAAAACAUACACCAG
Trichechus manatus latirostris (Florida manatee) is the source of this 1599-nucleotide messenger RNA. RefSeq names its product sirtuin 3 (gene SIRT3). Gene Ontology annotation, molecular function: NAD+ binding; histone deacetylase activity, NAD-dependent. Bases 1 to 1020 code for a protein of 339 amino acids. The record is from RefSeq and is a predicted model, not a curated record. Gene Ontology annotation, cellular component: nucleus. NCBI's taxonomy places the organism in Eukaryota, Metazoa, Chordata, Mammalia, Sirenia, Trichechidae. The transcript is spliced from 6 exons.